CCGAGAGCAACGUUCCAUGUUGGAUUCACAUGGCCGAGAUGGUUUGAAACUUUGUAGCAGAGAGACUUCACUUUACUUGAUUCAGUGUGAACCUCAGCAACAUGGAGGCAGUGGUGUACACCUACCCCUCGUCCUGCUGCCGACCAGAGGGAAGUGGAGCCGGCAGAGGCAGGUAGCAGCAGCCCCGGCUUGGUGGACGCAUCCGUCACAUUCCUCCACCAUGCCGGACCGGGGCAAGAGGCGACAUGUGGAUGCUGUCGGCUCAUUCAACCUAUUAGACACCGGCAGCUCAAUUUAACUCCGCAUGUCAAAGUUUACAUUUUCAUGACGCAGCAGAAGCGGUAUGGGUGGAUUAAAGGUAUGAGCAGGAUGUCUUGAGCUCACCACCCCAUGCCAUUUACUGAUAAAUCCAUAAUAUACUGAGAGUGACUACAUGGAUUAAUACAUUGGAGCGGAUAUAUAAAACAUGGGAGACCUGGAGUGUGGUUUUGAGGAAAUGCAAGGAGUGAGAUUGGGAUACCUGCUGAUCAAAGGCAAGCAAAUGUUUGCUUUGUCUCAGGUUUUCACCGACCUGCUGAAGAACAUCCCUCGGACCACGGUGCACAAGCGCAUGGACCACCUGAAAGUGAAGAAGCACCACUGCGACCUGGAGGAGCUGCGGAAGCUCAAAGCAAUAAACUCUAUAGCUUUCCAUGCCGCUAAAUGCACUCUCAUAUCGCGGGAGGACGUGGAGGCUCUGUAUUUCUCCUGCAAGACUGAGCGGGUGUUGAAGUCCAACAAAAGGAAAGCGAAAACGAUGUGUUCCACCGGGGAUGUUGAUGCCUCCCCCGGGCUUCUCCGUGCCGACGCCGAGCUGUGGAAGGAAAAAGUUUGGUUUAGUUUGCACGGUGUUCCGGAUAGUCUCACACUUCACACCAAAACGAGCAGGCGAAGAGAGCUGACUCCUUGCCUUACCGACUCCAAACUACCUCAAUUUUACCACAAAACCCACGGACGGGAUUACCGUUCGGCGACUAAGUCCAGUCACAAACACUUUAAAAACUAUGAAACCGCUAAAAUAACAGGGAACCCCGUUACUUUGAGCCAAAAACACUCGUAUUUCAGGAGCGCGGUGACCCGGGAGCCGGUGGUGCUUCAGUCCGCCAUGGCUGCUCAGUCCAGGCUCUUGCGCUCAGCCGGCGACCUACUUCACAAAAGGAAGAGGAGGCGCGAGGGGGGCGGCGGCAGGGACAGCGCGAGACAUUCGUGGAGCAGGAGCAGACACGCUCACCACCACGUACCACCGGUGCUGCUUGUACAACCCAAAUCAUCCGACAGUCACGGGACCUUUGGAGCUUUCCACCUCGGUUCUGAUUUAUAUCUUGAUCCCAGACCUCACCAUCAUCAUCACCACCAGCAUCACCAUCAUCAUCAUCACCACCACCACGAACCGAGUUUCCCAGAGAAUUAUAGCAGCGACACUGAGUCCAGCACCUACUCGGACCGGGUGUACCCCGACUCAGACUUUGGAUCCGGCGUCUCCUCCACCAGCAACUCCGGGAGCUCAGAUGAGGAAGAGGAAGGCGAGGAUGAAGAUGACACACACUCAGAGAGUUCAGAGGUCAGUUCCGAGGAGGAAGAGAGCUCCUCUCAGUCCGACUCCAGCUCAGUUUCAAGCCGUGUUUCAGUCCAGAGCAUCCGGUUCAGACGGGCCAGGGUUGGUUCUCUCACCAAAAAUCUUAAUACUAGUAAAGCACCUUUGGUCCUGCAGCCCACGUUUCACUACAACAACCAGCAUCAACAAGAGAAACAACACGGGACACUGUGCCAUGUAGCCACUUCACAAACAGGGGACAGUACUCAGGAGAAACGGCAAAAAUGUGAAUUUAUACGUAGUGAAACUAGAAAGGACUUGGGACCCUUACAGCCACCAAAAUUAAACUCAGCUAUUGUCGGGGAUUGCCUUUUCGCUGAGUCCAAAAGGGAAAGGGGUUCUGGGGCUGAUCCAAGCAGGGCUGACCCCGUGGUUGAGUUGCCCUCUUAUUCACCGGGACUUAACCGGAGCAAGGCCUUUCAUCCCACACGCAGGACACCGGGGUAUCCCAUCAAAUGUCCCACGGGAGUGAGCACACUAUGUGACCAGUACAAAGAAACCAAAUUCCCCAAAUGUGCCGACAAAAGGGAGGCCAAAGCCACCACCCUAAAACUGCCCAUUCCACUGAAAAAAAUUAAGACCGAGGCGGAGGAGCCCUCUGUGACCGCCGCCCCCCACUCGGACAGUGCCAGGACAGCUAGGACAUCACCCUUAAACCUCCACGAUGUAAAAGUUAAAGUGGAGGAAAGCUGUGAUGAAUAUGAAUCUCAGAACCAAGCUACUGUGGUCAGAUGUAAAGGAGAUAAGGCAGAGAGCAUUGAUGGCCAAUAUCCCAGCGGAGCACUCAAACAAGGGGACUUUUUCAACAGUGAGAUUAGAGCUACAGAGAAGAGCCCUGGUGUGGCCCCCAGGUCCCCUUGUGGUCCUCAUGAAUGCAGGAGCACCCAGGACAUCCCGUGUAUCGAGGAGGGGGAGCACAGGAACAAACACUGCAGGGCUCCGGUGUUGGGGAAUAAGAAACUCCGAGUUUCCAGGACUCAAACCAAACAAAACGUGCACAGGGUCAAUAAGGCUGCCUCUUCUACUAGCCCCAUGGGCUGCGAGGAGGCAUCCUGUGAGGAUUUACCGAGCAGACGCAAACGCAGCAACGCGAGCACUGUAGUAUUGCCCGCAAAAAUGCCUUUCAGCCUGAUGGCAAAUUUCCCAUCCCCGCCGUCGCUGGUUGUUGGCAGUGACGGGGAUUUGUACCCCGCUUACUCCAUGAACUCGCUGAGGGGCCCUGGGCCUCCCCCUCCGUCCCACCCCGUGUGGAGGUGGCAGCCAGGCGGUCAGAUUCUCCCUCCCCCACACGUUCAGAGAACUAGGAAACACUGAGCUAGUCUUUAAAAGCAAAACAACAAAAGCCCCCACAGUGUCUCCCCCUCCAACCUAAUCGUAGCCUGAGUCUUAACAAGAGCUCACAAAAUUGCUCCAAACUUUAUCGGUGUAUUGGGAUUUUUGUCCCUUUUUUCUGUGAAUGGAUUUUUGGAUUUUGUUUUGAAGUUUGAUCGAGGAAAAACCUACAAGGUCCUCUUUUGGAGCCUCAGAAAACGCCCACGGGACUGUGAGACACCGCUCGUGGAUUCAUGCUUAAAAACGCGUGUUUUAAAAUAAGCUAUCAAUCCUAAGCAAUAUGUUAGGUUAUCAUUAUUGUCUUUACUUGAUUUUUACUGGACUUGACUGUUUCUUCUUGGAUUUGCUUUGCUCGACCUGUUGGAUUGUAUGGUGCCAGGGUUUCAGUAGUUUGUUCUUUGUCUAUAAGAGGAAAGGGGGUCAAAAGAAAUCACAGCAUUCCUUGGGAUGAGGCUACUUUUAAUCUAUCUCGAACUGAGAGCAAGUAUGAUUAAGUAAAUCAAAAAAAAAAAUCAGGGUUCACAUUCUGUGCUAAUCGGUACAUUAUAUAUAUCAAAGCUGUGUUUUCUUUCAUGACUGUCACGUGGAAUAGCUUGGCCACCACGGCCCAUGUAUCCAAAUGUUCAGUUUCAGAGAAUUAGGCUAUUAAAAUGGGUUUAUUAAUGUCUAUCUAUACAUGCUCACAGUAAUGCCUUUAGUAGAUGUGACA
Molecule: messenger RNA, 3674 nt
Organism: Xiphias gladius (swordfish)
Lineage: Eukaryota; Metazoa; Chordata; Actinopteri; Istiophoriformes; Xiphiidae
Gene: skida1
Product: SKI/DACH domain containing 1
Exons: 2
Coding region: 467-2947 (826 amino acids)
Source: RefSeq, a predicted model, not a curated record